Molecule: messenger RNA, 4746 nt
Organism: Micromonas commoda
Lineage: Eukaryota; Viridiplantae; Chlorophyta; Mamiellophyceae; Mamiellales; Mamiellaceae
Exons: 1
Coding region: 1-4746 (1581 amino acids)
Biological process (GO): cytoskeleton-dependent intracellular transport; microtubule-based movement
Cellular component (GO): kinesin complex; microtubule
Molecular function (GO): ATP binding; microtubule motor activity; ATP hydrolysis activity
Source: RefSeq, a predicted model, not a curated record
AUGACGCUCCCCAGAGGUGAUGGGGAGGUGGUCAGCAACACCCGCGUAGCCGUGCGCGUGCGCCCGAUGACGAACAUCGAGCGCGACCUGGGAGCGGGGCGGUGCCUCAACAUCUCGGGGGGCAACCGGGUGGCGUGCAGCGACGCGCGGACGUGGAACUCCGAGGACUUCACCUUCGAUCACGCGUGGGAGCUCGACGAGACUCAGGAGGAGGUUUACGCGGCGAUAGGCGAGCCCGCCCUGCGAGCGGCGUGGGAUGGAUACGACGUCGGGGUCAUGGCGUACGGACAGACGGGCACUGGCAAGACGUACACCCUCUGGGGCGACGACCGAGGCAGGGACGACCGAGGCAGGGUCGACGACAUCGCUUUCGACCACGAUGCGGGCCUCAUCCCGAGGAUAGGCGCGGACCUGUUCGCCCGAGUCGAGCGCGAGCGCGCGGGCGCCGUCGUCGGGGGCAGCGGCACCGGCGCGGAGGUCCGGGUCGAGAUGAGCGCGUUUGAGAUUCACUGCGAGCUCGCGAGGGACCUGCUCGCGCCGGUCAGCUCCGAGCGCGACAAGGACGACAGGGGCGAUCACGACCUGGAGGUUGCCAAAGACGGGAGCGUGCACGGACUCACCGCCCGCCCCGUCGCUUCCAGGAAACAGUUCGAGGGGUUCCUGGCGGAGGCGACGCGUCGGCGGGCGGGUUCGGCGUGGCGCCGGUCGCACGUCGUCGUCAGGCUGGUCCUCACCAGGUUCCCGCGUGGGGGAAGCGGCGGCGCACCGGUAUCGUCCUCGAGCGCACCGGUAUCGUCCUCGGGUGUCGCGACCGCGGCGCUGAGGGACGCGCCGCCCGCCGUGAGCAGGCUCACGCUCGUCGACGCGGCGGGAUCCGAGCGAAGCGCAGCCGGGGCGGACUCGCCGGUGAACAGGUCCACCUCGGCUCUGCGGAGGUGCGUCGACGCGCUCGCCGCCAGGGCCAGGAGCGGGGAGGCGGUGGCGUCCAUCAGGGCGAUCACCGCGGAGGAUGACGACGACGACGUCGGCGGCGCGCCGGACGACGCGGGGAGGGACGAGGCUGCGCUGACGCGGGUGUUCAGGGAGUCCCUCGGCGGGAACGCUCGAUCGUUUCUGGUCGCGACGGUGUCCCCGAGCGACGACGACCACGCGGAGACCCUCGACACCCUUCGCUUCGCCGCGUCCAUGCGACUGAUUCGAUGCAGGACGAUCGUUAACGUGGACCCCGACGCCAGGAGGGUGACCGCGCUGAAGCGGGAGGUUGCGGAGUCGGCUCGGGUGCUGGAGGCGCUGAAGAAGGACCUCUCGCUGGCGCGCGUGAGACAGACCGGGGGCGCGGGGUCGAGGCCGGGGUCCGCAGCGGGCCAGCGCCAAGGGGCAGGCGCAUUCGGUCCCACACGGCCAAAAAGCGCUCUGACCAAGCCUGCACGGGACGAACCUGCCGGAAGGGAUCCCCUCGACAUUCGCAAGGAGAUGCGUAAUGCGAGAACAAACCUCGAGCUGAGCGAGAAGCGAUUGAAAGCCGCUGAGGGUCGAUGGAACACAAAAGUGCGUGGAUACGACAAACAACGCGCUAUCCAUAAGGCGGACGUGUCCACCAUGCGACCAACCGUUGACGUGUCGCAAAACGACGACGAGACGCGAUGGAUGCCACGGCUUGUGAGGCUCCACGAGGAUCCGUCGCUGACUGGCAGCAUCUGGCACGUGUUGCGCACCGGGACUACCAGGAUUGGCGCCGGGAACGAAUGCGAGCUGCGCGUUUGGGGCCUCGGAGUUAAAGCAUCGCACUGCACCGUCAACGUGCGCGUCGCGCCCCUCGACCGGUCGCUGGAUGGCGCGGCGGUGAGGAACUCUGCGAGGGUUGUCGUGCCAAACCUGGGCGAGGCUGCGGUUUUCGUCAACGGCGAGAAAGUUGACCAGCCCAACGGCGUUGAGCUGAGUCACGGAGACCGAAUCUGCGUCGGGUUGAACAGCGGGGUGAUAUUCAGGUACGACGAUCCGGCGUCCGUGAGCGGCGGCGAGGGUCGCGAGAUGCGUGGAGCAGAUUGGGUGAGCGCGCAAGCCGAGCUUCGCAGGGAAGUCGCGUUGACGCUGAUGAGCGAAGCACCUUCGCCGCCGACGGCGAGGGAGGGCGAGGCCGAAGGGGGCGGUGGAGCGCGUGGGGAGAGACGUCGACGAUGGCGCGCGGCGCUUCAGAGACGCGUUGUCUACCUUCUCGCCCUGGUGGACGAGGCGAACGAGCGUUGUGUGGAGAUGCGACUUGACGUGAACUUCCGGGCCAGGUUCGGCGGCGGCACCAUGGGGGCACCCCCGUCAGUCGCUUCGAACAACCCUGCCGCUCCUCUACUCGAGGUGACAAUGAUGAGAGGCGAAGAUGACCCUUGGGGUGAACGCGCGCGGGGUGGUCGUCAGAUCCUGCCCCUGCAUGAGGGGGACUUUGCCGACAGGGCCCUUCUCAUUCGACACCUUCACAGCAAGUGGAGGAGGAGCGGCCGCGCGCUCGGCCCGCUCGCCGCGGUCGUCACCGCGAUGAAGAAGGGUGACAUCGGCGCGGAUCCUCUACACGUUCUCGACGAGAUCGGGAUGAGGAUGUUCUGCCUUGCGGAUGCAUGCCCCGCAGCGGCUAAGCACGCCGCAGAGGCUGAGAACAAACCCAGGGUCCGAAAAGCGCCGGAGACAAAGGAAGCGGCGACCCCGGCGGCGGCGAAACACGGGCCGGGCAAGGCCUGGGGCACACCUGGUACGAUCACAAGAUCACCUGAUGACGGCGGUGUGGCGGCCAGGGCCAUCGCGAAUCCAUCCACGCCAUCCGUGCCAGGCAUCAGUGGCGAUGAGGAGAUCGACCCGAUGACACCCGCUGCAGUAAGACGCGAGCGUAGCCUUCGCCUCGCCGCAGAGCAAAAGCUCAGAGAACUAAUGAGUGCGGCGGAAGAGGCCGCGGUGGCGCUCGUAUCCGAGAAAAAGCUCGUUUUGGCUGCGGAGAAGCGCGCAAGGGCUGCCGAAGCCAAGCUGGAAAAGGCUGUGGACCUUGGUGGAGAGCUUCAGCACACUGCGCAGAGACUCGCUGCGGAGAAGAAGACCCUGGAGAACGCACCGAAGCCCGUAGACACGUCGCAUCUCGCGGGUAAGGCUCUCGCCGUUGCUGAGCAGCUCAAAGAGCAGCUGAAAGCGGCGGAAGAGCGUGCGGCAGCGGCCGAGGAGGCGAUAAAAACACAGGCCAAGGAGAUCAAGGCAAAGUACAAGGCCAAGGCGGAAAAAGCGGCGGAAGAGUGUCGCGAGGCUGUUGCUGAAGCGGAGGCGAAGGUCAAGCGAGCUGAGGCGACAAUACGGGAGGUGGAGGCGAAAUGCAGAGAAGAGGUGGAGGCUGCGGAGGAAAGGGCAAGGACCUGUAGCCUGCCCCUGCCCCCAAAUACGGGUCCUCUUGGAGAGCCCCUGCAGGUAAUUCCCCAGGGUGGAAACGAGAACCAGGACACCUAUACUCGCGCCUCGAACUACGCCGCUCAAGCGGAUGAGGUUGCGGCGAGAAUCACCGGCAUCACGCCCUACUAUCCUCCCCGGCCACCCACCCCACCCGAGGAGAAGAAUCUCCCGGGUGAGACGGACUUCGAGUGCGCCAGGCGUCUCAAGGCAGCCAUGCAAGAACUGCGGGUGAAGCUGUGGACGGUGGGAGACAGAAACCUGUUCCUGGAGAAGUGCAUGCCCCUGUGUAAUCAGGAGAUGAUGUUGUGGAAGGCUCAGUGUCUCGAGAAGCACGCUGAUGUGGUUGCAUGCGAGACAGCGAUACAAGAGAUGGAGCAGGCAAUCGCCGAGAAGGAUGGGCUGAUUAAACAGAUGCGCAAGCAGCUCAAGGCGUGGGAGCGCGCGGAGAGGGGCGAAUUCGGCGGCGAUGGCAGUUCCAACGACGAUGACGACGAAGAUGGCGAGGGAAAACCACCCAAGAAAAUGACGGAAGAAGAAAUGUUGAAGGAGUUGGAGCAGUUUGAUGAGGCAUUCAAGGGAAUAACGUUUGCGGACAUUCGCAAGCAAGCCAACCUCUUCGGAGAGGAGCUUGGCUUGGCUCCGAUUCCAGACCCGACGCCGCCCGCCGAGGAAAUGGAAGAGCUAAGACCGACCCCCGAGAAAUUCGAUAAAAAGGCGACUCCCAUGGUUCCUCGCAUGAGGCUCCCCGGUGACGCGAAACCUCCGAGCCCGGUGCCGAGACCUGUCAAGAAGUCCUCCGCCGCGGACCCCUUCGCACCCGUUCCCGUGUCUCAUAAGAAGACAGCACCGCCGCGGACGCCGGAGCUGCAAGACGAAGAAGACCUCGACGACAAGAUGUACGGUGACGAGCUCGAACCCACGAGGAAAGACGAGUCGUACCCAGGCGAAGACAAAGACGGCAAGAUGCUCCCGGAUUUUCUCUUUGCCGAGUCUGGAAAGGAGAACGCGGCGCCGGGUUCGAAUUCGAGGACGCCGAAGCGUUGGGACAACCUGCGAAGGAACUUUGAGGAAUCGGAACAUCGUAAGGAGGACAGGUGGGACAGGCUCAGGCGCAACCUCGAGGAGGCAGAGGUUGACCCAAGCCUCCUGGAGGGGGGUGGCGAGUCGGAUGACGGCGAGUUUGACUUUGACAACCGCCGUGGCUCUGCGGUGGGCGGCGUCUUCUCGCCGCAGGAGCCCGCGAGACCGACGUCGAAUAAGUACAACGUCGGUUCCUCUAGGAAGAAGGGGAAGAAGAGAGGCAAGAAGACUUGCACAAUCUCCUGA